Messenger RNA from Lachancea dasiensis, 1851 nucleotides. The record is from the annotation of a GenBank genome assembly. Lineage: Eukaryota; Fungi; Ascomycota; Saccharomycetes; Saccharomycetales; Saccharomycetaceae.
AUGUUUCUUGGCUGGCUUGCCCUGACGGCGGCUCUGGCAGUCCAAUCUGUCUUGGCGGAAACCCACGUUUAUAACUGGACCACUGGGUGGGGCGUGCAGAAUGUGGAUGGUGGGAAGGACAGACCUGUGAUCACGUGUAACGGUCAAUGGCCAUGGCCCGAUGUCAGAGUCAAGAAAGGUGACAGAAUCGAGUUGUAUCUGAACAACGGGUUUGACGACCGCAAUACCACCCUUCACUUCCACGGUAUGUUCCAGAAAAACAGCAGUCAAAUGGACGGGCCUCCCAUGGUGUCUCAGUGUCCGAUUGGGCCUGGUGACACUUUCUUGUACAACUUCACUGUGGACGGCAACGUGGGUACGUACUGGUACCACUCGCACACGAAGGGCCAGUACCAAGACGGUAUGCGCGGUGCUUUUGUUAUUGAAGAUGAUGAUUUUCCCUACGACUACGAUGAGGACGUGGUUUUGCAAUUGGGAGAAUGGUACCAUGAUGUUGCUGACGUCCUGAACAAAGACUUUAUGAGUGUCUACAAUCCUACCGGUGCUGAGCCAAUCCCACAGAAUUUGAUUAUGAACAACACGCGUAACAUGACCUGGGAGGUUGAACCCGACACCACAUACCUGCUGCGUAUUGUCAACACCGGUGGAUUUGUCUCCCAAUACUUGUGGAUCGAGGAUCACGAAAUGACGGUAGUAGAGGUGGACGGUGUGUACACGGAGAAAAACACGACAGAUAUGCUGUACAUCACCACAGCUCAACGUUAUGCAGUUUUGAUCCACACGAAGAACGGCACUUCUAAGAACUUUGCAAUCAUGCAGAAGUUUGACGACACCAUGCUGGACCUGGUCCCCAGCGACUUGCAAUUGAACACCACCAACUACAUGGUUUAUAACAAGGACGUGGCAUUGCCUGAACAAAAUUACGUGGACGAACUGGAUAUCCUGGACGACUUCUAUUUAGUUCCUCACGACAAAGUUGAGGCCUACGGUGAUCCCGACUAUCAGAUUGUUGUCAACGUGACAAUGGACAAUCUAAGAAGCGGUAUCAACUAUGCAUUUUUCAACAAUCUGACAUACACUGAGCCCAAAGUGCCCACAUUGCUGACUGCCUUGUCUGCAGGUGACGAUGCCGUGAAUGCCGAAGUUUACGGCAGUAACACACACGCUUACGUGCUUGAAAAAGACGAGAUUAUAGAAAUCGUUUUGAAUAACCAAGACACAGGUACUCAUCCCUUCCAUUUGCACGGGCACGUCUUUCAAGCCAUGGUCAGAGAUCAGGCGUAUGAUGAUGCUUUAGGCGAAGUGCCUCAUCCAUAUCUGGAAGAUGAUCACCCUGCUUUCCCCGAAUAUCCUAUGAUGAGAGAUACACUUUACGUUCGGCCCCAGUCCAACUUUGUCGUUCGUUUCAAGGCAGACAAUCCCGGUGUAUGGUUUUUCCACUGUCACAUCGAAUGGCAUUUGACUCAGGGCUUGGCUAUUGUUUUAAUUGAAGACCCACUAUCGAUCCAGGCCUCGCAUGGGCAGCAACUCACUGAUAACCACAAAAAUGUCUGCAAAAAUGUAGGCAUUCCUACUAAAGGCAAUGCGGCCGGGAAUUCUCAAGAUUAUAUGAACCUGGCCGGCGAGAAUGUGCAAGAGAAAUUCAUUCCAACUGGUUUCACUGCUAAGGGCAUUGUGGCCAUGACUUUUUCGUGUUUGGCUGCUAUAUUGGGGCUCAUCACCAUUGCCUUCUAUGGUCUCAUGGAUAUCAAAAACGUGGAAGAAAAAGUGGUUCAUGACCUUGACCUCGACAUCACCGAGCUGGUAGGUCAAGACGACUCGGCGUCUGAGAUAAGGGAUGUCACCAAAUAA